This is a messenger RNA of Aureobasidium subglaciale EXF-2481, 4986 nucleotides long. RefSeq lists its product as uncharacterized. The record is from RefSeq and is a predicted model, not a curated record. The transcript is spliced from 5 exons. Bases 500 to 4747 code for a protein of 1415 amino acids. Lineage: Eukaryota; Fungi; Ascomycota; Dothideomycetes; Dothideales; Saccotheciaceae.
UAGCAGCGAAGCCAUGGAGCACUCGUUCGUAUGAUCCGGUGACGACUUGAAUAGAGAUAGACUCGGACUUGGGCUCGGACUUGGGCUCUUUCUUUGCGACGGCGGGCUUGGUGGAGAAUUUGGCGGCCUUUGUGGUUUGAGAUUUCUUGACGGGCUUGUUUGCCUUGGGCGAUUCGGCGAAUCUGGCAUUCUUUCCGUUGACAGCACGAGCGCCCAGCUGCGCAUCCUCGCUCUUUCUUUUGACCAUUGCGAUAGUCUUGUUGCGUGUUGGGGUGGUAAUGGAUGUUUUUCUGUUUGCAAAAAAGACUAAAGUUCCGAGCUGGCGGCUCUUCAGCGCUCGGGAUCGUCGUGUCGCUUGGCGUCGUCGUCUUUGAGUCGCGCACCCAUCGAGGAUCACGCAUCUAACUCGCAUAUCCAUCGUCAAUUUCCAUCGAAACAUUCUCACACCCGUCUUCAUCCAUUGAAUGACUGGUGCUGUGAAUGCUCGGCUCCGUAACACAUGUCCCUAGCACACUUGCGACAUGGACCGCUUACUGAACGCAACAAUGCUAGAGCGGCAUCCUUGACGAAGCGUGCUGCCCGUCUUCGCGCUUUGAACCAAAUUACCCAAUCCAUCACCCAGCAUUGUGGCCUUCCGCCAGCUCUAAACCUCGACUAUGACUCUCUUCCAUCUCCACCACACACUCCAUCCGAGGAUGCCCUUCUCGGCGCUGCCGAUCUGGAUAAAGGGCUACACUUCCAGGAUGCAUUAUUACCUUUCUCUCUGGACGCUGUAGAGCAAAACCCCGCGAUCAAGGCUCUGGCUGUGCCGAAUGCGUCUUCUGUGACUGGCCCAGAAGUCACUGCUGGGGAUUUUGACGCAUCGGUCCCGACUACUGACUCAGAUAACAUCGAAAGGUCACCAAAGGAUGCCGGUCUCGACGCUGAUAGCUCUCGCCGUCCAUCGUAUGACUCUGCGUCGCUUAAUCUCCCUGGCCGUGAGAAUCGUGGAUCUCGUGCUCGCACUGCCCAUCUACCACCCAAAGAAGUUCAGGAAGAACGAUUCCGCGAAAAGCAACUACGUCAAGAGGCCCGCCGGAGGGACGUUGCUGAUGCCGAAAGAUCUCAAGUCGAAGCCACGUCAUCGCCAACUUCUGCUGUCGACGCUGCCUCCAUGGCAACCCCUCAACCCCUCGGACCAUCACCUUUGACCAGCAACGAUGAAGAGACCGUGCCCAAGCCUCCCAGUCUACAGCCAUCAGCCGAGGAAGUGCUCGCAAAGGAGCGCCAUGAUAAGCUGUUACAGUCGCAGAAGGAAAUCGCUUACCGUGAGGCCUUGGGCCAUGAGGACGACUCUCCUGAUGUCCAACUGCGUCUGGAGCAAGAACAAGCCGCCAAAGCGACCAGAGAUGCCAUCUCGAGCGAGGGCUCGGCAGCGACAAUCGACGGCGGCAAUGCGCCUACGACGACAGAAGACUCGCGCGCUGCGGGCUCUGCUCACUCUCACUCCGCAUCACCUUCGGAUUCCGCUUCGGACGCGACUCACAAGAAGCGAGGUCCACGGCCCUCACUGGUCGACAGUAUGCCACCCAGAGAUCCUGCGCUCGCCACUGCCGUCGUUGAAACAUCUGUCUCGACACGCAAACAGUCGUCCUCGUUGGAGGCAAACGAAGCGGCAAGACCAUCGCUUUUUGGCACAGGGCGCGCUCGCACGACAGGCGACGUUCUCAAGGUCAAGACGGAACAGCCUGUGCUGAGACGGCCGCUGCGAUCCACCAAGGACCAACCGCUUUCUCCCGUGUCGGUACGAUGCUCAGAGCUUAUGAAGAACGAGGGCUACAACGCUUUGAAGGGUGCGUCUGCUGAGCUCACCAAAGAUUAUCUGGAACCUCUUUAUCGCAUACAAGUCCACGAACCUCCAAAUGGAAAGCCGCUGCACGAGCUUCUGCAGAAAGCGAGCAAAGUCAUUACAACCACGGAACAGUUCGCUGGAUACCAUGAGCGACAGGACCAGCGCAUUCUCAGAAGGAUUUAUCAACUACAGAAUGCAAAUCGCUGGUCUCUCAGGCAGAUGCAGCCUUGCGCUGAACCAGCCGCUCCCAAGACACACAUGGACCACCUUAUGGCCGAGAUGAAAUGGAUGAGGACCGACUUCCGGCAAGAGCGCAAGAUGAAGAGAGCCACAGCAAAGUUCUUUGCUGAGCAGUGUGCGGAGUGGCGCAACGGUACCGAAGAGACCCAGCUGUCGAUGCAGGUUAACGCCAAACCACCCGUCGACUGGAAGUUGGUCGAAGCAGCUCCGCAGUCUCCUGCUGAAUCUCACCUCGACAACGCCGACCAACAGAGCUCAGGUUCAAAGUCGCCUCCUGGACUGGAUAACGACGCCGAGUCAAGCGUCGAGGACUUCGACAUGCCAAAGACUCCGCAGUAUGCGACAGUUGUCCCAUCUUCUUUCUUCCCGGCCAUCAACAUGGACAAGGACACCUUCCACUUGCAAGACAAUGAAUCCUUCCAUAGUGCUCUUGCUGAACUCCCGCUGCUGACUCCAUUCGAGGAGGACGAGACUCCUGCCCAUUCUACCUUCAAGCAUCCCACACCGGCUGUAUCAAAGUUUUGUUCAGCCAAAAUGAUGAUUGACGUCAGCGGCCCACCGAGGAAAAGAAGCCGCUAUGAAUACUGCGAAGAUGAUGAUUCUGCCGACGAGGACUCAAUGCCUUUUGCAAAGAGGCCUCGCGCAAGCCAAGACGAUUCUGGACUUCGACCAGAGCAAACAGACGUUGCACUAUUCGAGCCCGAGAACAAGCUUUUGCGGAGUAGGUUGCACCAGAACACGGCUUUCCGACCCCCCUCCGAAUUCCAGAUGCCAUCCUCACAGUUCUACGAAUUCAGAACAGCAUCGCAGUGGACUGAAGAAGAUCAGCAAGCUCUGCGUCGCCUUGCCAAAGAGUACUCGUUCAAUUGGUCGCUCAUUGCAGAUGACUUGUCGCUAUCAUCCAGGUUUACCAGCGCAUCUGACAGACGCACACCAUGGGAGUGCUUCGAGCGAUGGGUAGAAUUGGAGAGUCUGCCCAAUGAGAUGCGCAAAACACUCUAUUUCAAGACCUGGAAUCAACGACUCGAAGGUGCGAAUCGUAAUAACGAAGCCAAGUAUCAACAACAGGUGGCACAACUUGCACAAACUCCCGGACAGCCGCCAGCCAUCAUGCGAAAGAAGACAACGCCUUUCAAGGUUGACAAGCGUAGGCAAAAUCGUUACCUGCAUAUGGUGGACGCCAUGCGUAAACUUGCUAGGAAAAGGGAACAACAGGCACACAAGCAGGCCGAAGCCCAAAAAGCCGCCCACAUGCGAAAGCAGCACGAGAAUGCAGCGCCGAAGAACGGCAUACCCACGCCUCAAGAAUUUAGUAGAAUGCGACAGGAGAGGGAUGUGCAGGCACAUGCACGAGCAGAACGUUAUAGGGAACAAAUGCUCGGACAGCAACGCCAGGCUCAGAUGCAGCAGCGCAAUGGUCAAUUACCAAAUCAGCCACAAGCUCAUCCAAAUGCAGGUGCUCUCAAUCGCGCUGGCCCCAAUGUUGCUCAUGCGCAAGGUGGUCAGGCACAACCCGGCGGACCUCAACAGAUGAACCAUCAAGGUAUGCCGAAUAGUCAACACCCCAACGCUGCUGCUCAAGGUGCAUCUCAUUUCAACACGCCUCAAAUGGGUGGACGUGGUGGUAUACCGCAAGCUCAGAUGCAGCCGAACAUGCGUCCUAUCGCCAAUGGCCAAGCGCAUGGAACUCCAGAUAACAUGCAGCAAAGAGUGCUCGAAGCUCAAAGGGCUUCUCAAAUGAAGGCCAAUAGUCAACAAUACCAGAUGGCUCCACCGAAUCGCGCAAGUCCUGGAGGCUUACAUGCCCCCAAUGGGAUGAUGGCAAGUCAACCUGGCAUGAAUGGAAUGCAAAAUGUUCGAACUCCUGGUGGGCAAGUUCAGAACUAUCCGUCAAACCAAAAUGGAAACUCUGCUGCCUCACCGCACAUGCCACCACCACCAACCCCGACAGGUCAAGCAAAUCACCCUCCACAGCUUUCCAGUGGUCUCACUCCGGCAAUCACGACCAUCCAAAAUCAGGUUCAAGCACAACAUCCUAAUGCUUCCGCGGAAGACGUUCAGAAGAUUGUGACCGAACGCUUGAGGCAGUAUCACCUUCAGCAGGGACAGCAGCAGCAGUCCCAUCAGCAAGCUCGUCAAAGCGCCCUCAGCGCCGCUGCUGGACCUCAUGCGGUCAACGCAGUGUCAAACGGAACACCGACCUAUACACAGAAUCAAGCAGCCUUCCAGCAAAACAACGGAAAUGGUCAGCACGCUGCUUUCAAUGGUAACGGCAACAAUGUGCCAGGCAAUGCAGCCGGCGCACAACAGUACGCCGCAAACAUGCGUCAGCGGGCCAUAGCUCAACAGAACCAGAUCCAGCAUCCAAACCAAGGUGUUCCUGGGCAAAACAAUGCCAGCCCGCGUCCACCUCAAGCCAGCCCAGUACCUGGAAUGACAGCGCCGAGUCCAAACAUGGCACCUGCUCAACCACAACAAGUCUACCCUCACAACGCCGUGGCUCGCACACCCACUCCACAGAUGGCGAGGAUGGGUAGUGGUCAAGGUCUUGCCGCUUCAGGGACGCCGCAGUCAGGUCCUCAACAGCAACAGACUCCUUCCGCCAUGCAGAGGCAGAGUCCUGUCAUACAACAAGCUAGUCCAAGACCGGUGUCUGCUGGUGUCGCGAGGCAGUAGUAUGACUCGUAUGGCUCCGUCUUGAUUUUGACGAACACUUGGUGAAGCUUCUCAAGUAAUUCGGGGAGUGGGCCAGCAUACAUUGGCUGCGCUUAAAAUGUAUGAUGAUGACGAGACCGGCAACGAACAACUCGCGCGCGUGUCCAUUGAUUUAUUGUUUUUCACGUCAUCGUUUCGUGUCUUCUCUUCAGGUGUACAAAAUAUUCUAGAGAAAAUCACACUCAAAUCCUCGAGUGGCC